Molecule: messenger RNA, 8473 nt
Organism: Anneissia japonica
Lineage: Eukaryota; Metazoa; Echinodermata; Crinoidea; Comatulida; Comatulidae
Product: transcription factor SPT20 homolog
Exons: 2
Coding region: 404-2866 (820 amino acids)
Source: RefSeq, a predicted model, not a curated record
UGGCUGGCUAAUGAUGAAACCAAGGAGUUUCCUGUUUUGUCCGGGUCACUCAGAAUUUGACGUAACACCAGCAAACACAUCAUAUGAACUUGUUGAUGACUGCGUUAAGGCUUAAGGGAAGUACCGAGAGGUUUGUAUCCUGAUAAGCCAGUCAUAAGGAACAAAGCCUGUAUGUCUUUUAGUGUGAGAUUUAACACGCUGGUCUUGUGUAUAACAUUAGGCCAAGACAGACACCCCUAGAGACAGUUGAUGUUUAAACCAGGUACCCAUAUCGUGUACUGCUUAUAUAUUAUUUAUUAAGUACUACUGCAGAAAGUACAAGGUUGUUGUUAUUAUACUGUGUUACACUUGUCUAUGGAGAAUUACCAUUGUUGAUUGUUUAUGUGAUUGGUAUCAUUCUGAAAUGACUGUUCUCAGUAAUUCUGGACCAAUGUCGGAAGAGUCACAAAAUAAAGAUAAGUUGCUGAACUCGGUGCCAACGUCAACAAAUAAUAAGCGUAAACGUGAAAAUAGUUUUGGUGAGUCCGAUGCUCAACAGGUUCCACCAAAACGAUCCAAUCACAAAGCGGGAGAAAAUGUCUCAAGUACAAGCAUGUCAAUUGAUAUCACACUACAUGACAACAACAAAACGAACGUGAAUGUUACAAUCAGUCAGCAGCAAGAUUCUGUUCCAAGCAUCGGUGAAAAUCCUGGCAUGACGUACAGUCCGGUCACAAAAAAUGAGAACACAUGUUUUGUUUCAGACUUUAUUGACGGAAGGAUUGAAUUCACGGAUAUUGAGAAUGAAAUUCGCGACCCUACUCAGUAUAAAGAAAUUGAAAAGAAACUCAAAGAACUUGAAGAAGAGUUGCAAAAAGAGUUAAUCGAAAGUUACGGAAUCAAAUCCAUAGACUGUAAAACAAACGAGAAUCAUGAAAACCUCAUUAAUAGUACUAACUCCCCCGGUAUGUCAAUUGGACAGGUCGACGGACAAAUAUCCAACGCUAUAUCGCGGGGGAGCCCUGCAGCCCCGCCUCAAAAUAACAAUGGUGCUGGCGGUACAUACGAUAUGAAAGGGCCGCCAAAUACCGUUGCCACUGAUGUUAAAACUCCAACGAGCGAGGCCCUCCCCAAUAUCGCAGAAUUACGACCAAAUCAACCAGCUAAUCAGGAUAUUCUUCGGCAGCCAAUCAAAGCAGAGAAUCAACAAUUCAUGAACACUAUUUCUUGCAACACUCAAAAAAAUCCGUCACUCUAUAAAAAUCCAACCCUGAAGAGAGAACCUAUGUCAGUCGGACACAAUCAACAAAACUUUCAGAACCCACUUCCUUCAAUGUCCCAUGCUAAAAUGGGUUUCACAAGUAACAUGAUUAAGUCUGAGCCUCUUCAAAAUCAGCAGGUCCAAAGUAUGAAUGGUAUGUUCACACAACAGCAACCAAAUGUCCCUAUACCGGGGCAAGCAGCUCCGAAACAGGUCUUCAAUGGUCCUGGUGGUAGGGUAUUUGAAGAUCCAAAAAAAAUUGCCCAGUAUUCCGAAUACCAAACAGAUCGAAGGAUGCCAGUGAACAUUGACCGUACGCCAAAUGUGACAGUGCCUGUUGGAGGAGCUGCACCUAAUAUGCUAGCAAGCCAACAGCAGACUCAGAAAAAACCAAACUUAGCAGCAUUUAAACAGACAAAUAUGCCAAUUACACAGCACAUGUUGCGACAACCACACCAACAACCGCAGCAGCAGUAUAUUAACAAACUGCAACAGUUACCGAAUGGUACUUCACUAAUGAUGCCGCGACAACAAUCAAAAGCACAACAGAUGAGAUUACUAAUGUAUAAACAGAUACAACUUCAGCAACAGCAACAGCAACAGCAACAACCACAGCAGCAACAAAAUCCACAGUUGAUGCAAACACAAAACAUGCAAGAUCAGAUGAAACAAGUACUGAACGGAAGACCGCCACCACGUUACGAGGAAGCACGACCUAUGAAUAAUGUUGUGUACCAAAAUAAUCAACCAAUGGCAAUUCAGCAAGCACAAAUGGUUCGUCAGAAUACCAUUCCAAAUUCAUUGAACCCACCUGAUUACCGACAGUCAAAUGCUAUACCGGGAAUGACCGGAAUGCCAAAUCAAGCAAUGCCGGUACAACAUGUCCAGGCUGGACAAACAAUGCAAACAAUGACAAACCAACAAAACACCAUGUAUAAUUUCCAAGAUCAAAAUGCACGGGGAUUUCAGCAACAGCAGCAUGGACAGAGUGUUGCCAUGAUGAGGCUUGCCGCUGGUCAGAAUGCGCAACUCAGGCCUGGAAUGAGCAGACAGAACCUGCUACAAAAUGCCAAUAUGCUCAGGGGACAGAUGCUACAGCAGCAACAGAGAGUUUGGCCAGCAGUAAGGAAUCAAUCCAUGAACCCGACAAUGGCACAAAACAUGCUUCAGGCCACGGCGCAGGCUAGCACUGCUGUGCCAAACCCUCGAUAUCGAAAUGCAUAUAACAUUCAAGGUGUUGAGUCUAACAUGCAAUACCAGCCUGGGAAUCAGAAUUUUGCCCAGGUUGCAGCUCCAGCAAUGAACUCAAACAACGUGGCUAACGUUAACAUGCAGCAAAGAUAUUUUUCAGGAAUGAUGAAUCGCCAGCAGCAAUUAAACACGAAUGUUCAGACUACUAUCUCGAUGGGCGCACAUCAAGCACCCGCCCUGGAGCAACAACUCCAAGUAUCUACUAGUGUCACAGCUUAUGCACAUCCUAACGCCGCUGCGAACACCGCGGAUAUGCAUCAGAGUGUAAUGAACAAUGUGCCUCUCGGCAAUCAAAAUCCAAGCCUACAUAGCGCAAAACAGUACUUGGAUGCUGACCUCAAUGACUUGGAAGCUAUAUUGAGUAACCCAAUGUAAACGAUCACUUACGCGAUGUAACGUGUGUGACCCCAUGUAAACAAUCAUUUACGCGAUGUAAUGUGUGUGACCCCAUGUGAAUGGGUGACAUUAAUACAAAUCAGGAUUUAUCAAUGAAAACAUGGAAUGUGCAUUUAUAGAAGGGGACCAAUAUAGUUACCAUAAUUUUGUUAUCAAAGUGGAAGUUAAUUCAUGUCCACAGUAUAAAAUUUUAUGUGAUAAAAAUUGAUAGUGUGGACAGACCUUUAGAUUGGGAAAUAGUUGCUGUGCAGCUAUGAUACUUUCAUGCAAUUGAAGAGGCCAAACAGAAGGCAAAACUCAACAUUAGUAACUGCAAUACUGUUGCUUUCAUGGGGUUUUUAUCCACAUAAUUCAGCUUGUUAGCAUUUGGGUGUUUUUUUUUGGUGGGGGGAAUGGGGGAAUCUUGCCAAAUUGUUUAAAGAAUGUUGAUAACUAAGUUAAAUUCAGGAGGUGACAUCCAAAUGGAUACAUUUCUAUCUGUAUAUUAUAUUUGUGAAUAUGUAAAUUUAUAUAAUGUGUAGAAAGAGAGGAAUUGUAGUUUUGUGAUGCUACUUGCUUUCACAAAUUCAAAAGUUUAUUUUUUGUUGUACAGUUCAUUUAAAACUUUUCACUGUUUCAAAAUUGAAUGCUUAGAGUUAAAAUGUAGUAAGUGUUUAUUUUCAUUAAGCAAAUGCUUUUAUCUCCCUGUGGUCUUCCCCCAUCUGGUGCAAGUCCCACUGUAUCUUGUAGCUCAAAAGCAUUAACCUAUGGCUUAAUAUUUGGUGGCACUUUUAUUAAUUUCAUAAAAUACUAAUUUUACAACAAAUGUGACACAAUAAUCCACUAAUUGUAAAAUGGCAGUCCCACAUAUUAGUGUGAUCAAAUCCAGAAUCAUCCUUAAUAAGUGAAUUAUCUAACAUUCUGAGCUGUGUAUUUUGUCAUUGGCUUCUGGUGCUGCACAAAUUCUAACUUUUGUGUCAUGUAUGUCAGAUUUGUUUGAGGUUAAAUAUUUUAAAUUCUUCAGCGUUUACUGGUUAUGACUAAACAAAUGUAAUCCCUGGAUAAUGCCAAGUUGAGCCUUUGUUAAUGUAUUGUGCAUGUAAACAUCACACUGAUAAUUGUAUGUAUGUAUUCAUUACUUUUGUAACAUGCCUAUUGUUUUAUCUGAAAAUUUCUUUUCUCUCAUAUGGAACAAAGGCCCUUAAAAAGUUCCAAAAACAUUCCAUAUAUUUUUUUAGAUAUUUGCUGUCCUUGCAAAGUAUCAGUUGUUAUAAAGUAAUUUUUAAAGUAUAUUUAUUAUUUUUUUCUCAUCCAACAGCGAGUUAGGCCAGGCACACAAUGUCGCGCGAUGGUCGUAAGAUCUUUAGCUGGCGUCCCAGAGCUUGGCGGCAGCAGAUUGUGCCAUGUGCCGUCACACUGUAUUGUCUACGGAAUGACCACGAGAGUUAGUACAAUGUGUGCCCGACCUUAGAGAAUGGAAGUUAUUUUCUCUAAACAAAGUCACAACAUGAGGCUUUAAUAGUAUGGUUGUUUUUAACAAGAUUUGAACCCAGCUGCCUAGUUUUGGAAAGCGAGCACCUUAACCACCAAAGGUUAAAUCCACUCUAACAAUAAUUGAUUGAUUGAUAAUAUUGUUGACACAUAUUUCUAGCCGGUGACUUGUUUUCAAUUGAUUACCAAUAAUGGUUCUUACUUGAUGUUGGAAGGUAUAGCAAUCUAGUGUUGACCUAGAUAUGAUGCCAUGAUUUUUUGCUGUAUCAGAAUAUUAACCUGAGAGUUAAAUUAAAGCAUUCAUGGCUUUAACUAAUACAUGUUUGCCUUCUGUAUACAUAUGUCCAUGUCGAAACAAUUAUUUGUCACGGCAACGUACUGCAUUGCCAGUUAUAUGAGUUAAGAUUUACAUAUUGCAAGUGGUUAAAUGGCAUGUUUUUGUUUCAUUCUGGUGUGACUGUAUCAUUGUUAAUCUAACAAGUUGUUGAUGUUGGUGCCCAUUAUGUGCCAGUUUUGUUUUUAUGGUUGAUGUACAGUAUAAAGUUAUGUAAAGAAGCUGGUUUGCUUCUUUUUUUUAACAUGUUUAUGUUAAAACUGUAUUAAGUUCCACAACUGAUGACAGGCCAAAGAUUAUAAUAUGAAUGGUAUUUUAAUUGGGGAAGAAAAAUUUGAUGAAAAAUAACCCCUGCAGAUAACAUUGAUAUUAAAUGAUCAUCUUAAUAAUAGACAUGAUAUGCGAUUCUUGGCAAAAAAAAACAAACAAUAAGACAUAAUUAUAAAAGACAUUUCAAUGUUUCAAUUUAGUUAUUUGUCUAGGUAACUUGAAUAAACAUAGUGUAAACAUAUUUCAAAUAACUGGAAUAAACAUAGUGUGAAUGUAUAGGCUGACAUAAUAGGCAUGGUCCUUGUCUCAUGAUCAGGAUAGACAUGGCUUGUUGUCUUGGAAACACAGAAAGCCCAUGUAUCAUGGCAAAAGAAUAGAUAUGAUCUGUUACUUUGUAUAUCAGAGGUCGCAAGUUUGACAGAGCAACUUUCUGGAGAUCUGGUUUAAACUGUCUUGCUUGAAUAAUUGUAUCAUGGAGAACAUUAAUUAAAUACAGUACGUCUAAACAUCAUGAAUUUACAGAUGAUGGGUUAAUUUCCAGGAGAUUUUUACUUGCUUGCUGGAAUGUGCGAGACUACUGAUUUCCGGAGCCUCCUAUGAAAACUUGGAACCCCUGAUAUAUGGACAUGCCAUGUAAGAAGACAGAUAAUUCAGCACUGUUGUGUUAUGUAAAUCAUAUUUGUAUAUAUUUAAUAUUAUUGUACAAAGAAGUGAAUAGAUAUUUGUAGUUUUAUAUGAAUGUAGUUUAUGAUAAUGAAAAGAAAGGUGAAAACCUCCGCCUAAUGAAUUUUGCUAAUGUCUUAAUCAUGAAACUUUUUUUUUUUCUUAUGCAUAUCUACCUGUAUAUUGUGCAUUUAAAAGACCUUAUGCUGGGUUUUUAAGCAACUUACCUGUCAAUUAUUUGUAUGCAACAUUUUAUUUAAUUCAUUGAUUGUGUCAUGAUUUUUAAAUUCUUUGAAAUCUAUUACUUCAUUUUAAAAGCAAAAAUGUGAAAUAAGUAAGUAUGUACUGCCUGGGUUAAACCAAAAUCGUGAAAAUUAUUUCAAUCAAAUUGCUUACUUGUAUUUAAGCAAGUUUUUAACUUUUAACUGGAAAUUAGAACAAGAAAAAUGUUCCCUGCCAAAUAUCCUUUGCAUAGGCCUUUAAGUUAGCUGGUAAUAAAUUUAAGGAUUUUUGUAGUAAAAAUCUGUGAACAACAGAAAUGUACCCAGUUGUUUUGAUCAGCUUCUUUUCCAAAGUUCAAACAACCGAAUGAGCACUUUAAAGUGUUGUCAUUAAUUUUUUAUUGUUUUACAAAUGUUAAAUUACACUGUGUUAACCUGAUUAGUGAGCUAUACAUUCUAUGUGUGUAGAUAAUGUGCCACAGGUUGGCAGCUCAAAGUAUGUUAGGUAAACUAAUGAAUUAUGCAUGAUAUUUAAAUGCUGCUGAUGAUGUCACAGGCUGAGACUAUCCAUUGGUGUAACCAAGGGGCCAGCUCAACAGGGACUGUAAGACCAUAUGUAAAUCUAUGAAUAAUACAGCCGGGCACACACUACGAUCUCUGACAGAUUGUUAGUAACCAUCUGAAUGGAUUGUUGUCAUCGCGUUGACCAUGGAAUCGUGUUGGCCAAUGCGGUCCCCAUCCGGCUUUAUCGUUUACUGUUUUGGGUGCAAGUGUGUGUGUUGGGGUGUGUGUGAUCCUGCGUGAGAGAGUGUAAACGUAUGCGUGCUGCACUUGCAAGUUUCGGUAUGAAUGACUGAGUAUACAAUAAUUUUUUAGACCACAUUAAAGAAAAUUGAAAAGAUAAAAUGUACUCCUUGUGACAUCAUCUGAAAAUGGAAGAGUUAGGAAAAUUCUCCAGUAAUUGUUGUAUUUUCAUAAAUGUAUCUGGUUAAUUUCUUCAGUAUUUCAAUCAUUGUUUUCCUUGCUUUUGUUGCUGAAAAAAAAUAUAUGGUGGUUGCUGCAGUCCUAAAUACAAUGUGCACAAUGCUGAGCAUGCCAACAAGGUCAUUACCUGCCACUGGUUCACACCUCUGGGGUGGUUGACCAGGCUAUUUCUGCCAUUGAUGUGCUCAUUAUUGGGUAUCUUAAGGAGUUUGACUUAAGCAACUCCUUGUCUGUAGGCAGUAGUUAAUUAGAAUAAUACCGGUAAUUGUUAUUACUACGAGUGCGCCAGAUACUUGAAUACAUGAAGAUUUUUCUGGUGUUGUCAAUCUUCUAUGAUUAUUGAUUCAUAUCAUUAGUGUCAUCUUUUUGAGGGUGACAUUUACUGAUGAAAGGUAGUCAUAAUGUCACUUUUACUAGCUCCUAAUCUGGAAAUUUAACUGUUUUUCUAUUUUAAUCAUGUGACUAAAAGGCAUUCAAUAGAACAUCAUAUGCAAGUGGUCUGACCUCAUACCAGGUGACCACAUCAAUACAGGUGACUUCAUAUCUUUCAUGUGGUUAUGUCUUUAUGCAGGUGUGCAAUACUCUUAUAAUAUAUUAUUUGAUAAUCAUAAUCUAUAAUUUUAUGAUCUGGUAGGCAAUAAAGAGAUCAUGUCAACUGCUGUAGAAGAUGCCUGCUGUUGUAUCAUACAGGUGUCCACUUGUCAUAAUUUUGAUGAUCAUGUUUCAUUCAUCUGUUGUCGUAAUACAGGUGUUUGUCUCACAGACGUGUCCACGUUUCAUAAUACUAUACAGGUGACCAUCAAAGGUCAGCAUAUUCCAUGUGCAUAUAGACUGCAUAUAGACAUAUUCACUGUAAAGUUUGGUGGUUUACCUUUUGUACAUUGUUCAACAAUAUUAGUGAUUAACAGUCUGUGAUUAGGAAGCUUUCGAUUGCAGGGCGCGGUAGAACCUACAGUGUAAUGACGUCACAUAAUCCAUCUGCGCAUGCAAAAUCAUGGAUUCUCGGACGUAAUUUGACCAAACUACGUUGUGCAGAGGCCGUAGGAGGGUCACGCAUGAGGGAAUACUUAGCGUCACGCGUCGUCGAGCAAAUCGAAAGUUCCCUGUUACUGGUGACUUCAUAUUUUGGUUGAUGUAAAUGGUUUAAGUACAUCCAAAGAUAUUAUGGCUAAGCUGUUUUUUGGUAACUUUAUAAGAGCUGGUUUGAACCUGGCUAUUUUUAUCUGCUUUGUAUAAAAUUUGUACUGUGAUGAUUAUCAUAUUUUCACUUUUGGUAUGACAAAAUUUAAUCAGUAAACAUAGAUUACUGUAUAGUUGUGAAUUGAUUAGAACAUGUUCGGAGAACACAUUUGAAAGAUGUUAUUAUGCCAUUGUUAAGAUUUUUACCCCCAACAAAAGACAGGAAGGAUAAUGGAAGUGUAUUUUCGUAAGUUUCAUAAAAUUCAUAAAAUGUAUCAAAGACCCUCCUAGAAAAGGUUUUGGCAGAAAAUCAUGGUGGUACUGCAGGCCUAACUGUAGUGAAAUUCCAGUUUCUAUCGCUCUAUUUGUAUACACUAUCUUUUUUAGAGGAUGUCUUAAGAGCUUUGUUUAUUGCUUGCUUGCUAAGAAAAUAUAAUAUAUUAAAAAGGAAUUUGGUAGACAGAU